AUGGCAGCAGCGAGGUGUCUCGCAGCGGAUGGCUCGUUUGGCCCUGUGGUGAAUGAAGAAGGCUGCCGAGGCAACUUCGACUUCACGCUCGCGUUCACGCUGUAUUUCUUCCAAAUCGCCCCAGCCUCGAUCUUCCUCCUCAUCGCGCCAACGCGUAUUUACUUGCUGUUCGCAAGAGAGAAAUGCGUCAAGGGCACAUGGCUCAAGUACUUGAAGCUGGUUUUCACGCUCGCAUAUUCUGUUUUGCAACUCACGUUGAUCGCGCUCUGGUCGACGCAAUCGAUGCCUGCUGGCCCAGUAGGCAUAGCAGCGUCAUGUCUGAACACCGUCGUCGGUGUGCUCCUUUGCUUAUUAUCUCCACUGGAACACUCUCGCACGCUUCGCCCGUCAUCUAUUAUUAAUGUAUAUCUGUUGUCUUUUCUCCUAGACGCGGUAGCGCUGCGUACACUAUGGAUGUCGACUUACUCCACAGAUAUCCGUAACAGCUUCACUGCCGUCUUCACAGUCAAGGGGGUCCUGGUCGGUCUUGAGGCGGUCGAGAAGAAUCGCUAUUUCAUUACGGAAGAGGAUCGACAGCUUAGUCCGUAUGCGAAAAGCGGCAUCUACAAUCGCAGCAUUUUCUGGUGGAUCAACGCACUCCUACGGCUGGGAUAUCGGCAACGUUUAACACCGCAGGAUCUUCACCCGUUAGAUCCUACUAUGGCCGCAGAGGUCUUGCACGAGCGAUUCCGUCUGUCAUGGAAGCGUACUCAACGCGAUAAGCGUCGACUCCUGUACACGCUCUUGGUCGCUCUACGAUGGGAACUGCUGAGUCCGGUGAUUCCUCGUCUAAUAUUGAUCGCAUUCACUAUCGGCCAACCGCUUUGCUUGCGACGACUUCUCGUCUAUCUCCAGGGAGAUAAAGAUGAUGUCAAUAUCGGUUAUGGGAUGAUUGGUGCCUACGCGCUGAUAUACUUCGGGAUCGCGAUAUCAUCCGGGUUCUAUUGGUCGACGUGGUUCCGUACUCUCGCCUUGAUGCGCAGCAUGCUGACGACGGCCAUCUUUGACAAAACGCUGCAGUCCCAAGCGGCAGUGGCCGAAGACAAGGCUGCGAUCACGCUCAUGAGCACAGAUGUUGAUCGGAUAGUCAAUGGACUACGUGAAGCUCACGAGCUAUGGGCCAAUGCUGUACAGAUUGUCAUCGCAACUUACCUGCUGGAGCUGGAGCUUAAAUACGCCUGUGUUGCACCGGCACUUGUGGCACUGGGUUCAUUUGUUGCUAUCACGUAUCUGUCCAGUUACACUAAGCAGUUCCAGAAACAGUGGAUGGGCAAAUUACAGGUUCGCAUCAAGGAAGUUUCCAGUAUGUUGGAUUCUAUCAAGGGAAUCAAAAUCUCUGGCUUGACCCAACAACUACAUGAUAUCAUUUCUGGUCUGCGCCGGCAGGAAGUGGACGCCUCUAAACCCUUUCGCCUUUUAGGAGCUGGAACAUCAACCAUUGCUCUUCUCCCUCAGCUUCUUUCUCCCGUCUUAGCUUUCGCAAUCUACGCAGCAGUAGCGCUUCGUGGAGGGGAAUCGCUGGAUGUUUCGCGUCUAUUCACAUCGCUAUCGAUCCUGUCGCUUCUGUCGCAGCCGCUAUUCACACUCUUUGGAUCCUUGACAAAUGCACGAGCCUCUAUCGGAUGUUUCGAGCGCAUCGAGAAUUAUCUGUGUCAAGAGAGCCAUGUUGAUUCGCGAUGGGACGAGGCCUUGGGGAUACAGACCUCGCCGGACGAAUUUAAAGACGCUAAAACAACGAAUAUUAACACCCGUAAGUUGGAUAGCUCAACUAAUCAUGACGCUGAUUCUAGUGCGCCUCCAUCGGAUGUGGUCUUCUGCAUGAAAAAGGUGGCCCUUGGCUGGGCUAAACACGAAAACCCAACCCUCCAAGACAUUGACCUGACAAUCCACAAAGGAACCUUGAACGUGAUUGUCGGUCCAUCUGGUGCAGGAAAGUCGACAUUGCUCAAGGGGCUGCUUGGCGAAUCACCCAAGCUGUCAGGCUCUGUGUUCUCAUCGGCUACCGAAAUUGCCUGGUGCGACCAAACACCUUGGCUUGAGAAAGAUGCAACCGUGCAAGAAAAUAUCCGUUCAGGGUCGACGAUGGAUGAGGAGUUAUACAGUACAGUCAUUGACUGCUGUGGCCUUCGGGUAGAUCUCAAUUCAAUGCCAGCUGGGGACCAGACAAUGGUUGGCACCUGCUCACUUAGUGGUGGCCAGAAGCAGAGAAUUGCAUUCGCUCGUGCCUUGUAUUUCCGCAAAGAUAUCCUGAUCUUGGAUGACAUAUUCAGCGGCCUUGAUGCUACAACGGAGAGACAUGUUGUCCAACGGUGUUUGGGAUCCAAUGGCCUCGUAAAGCGCUGGGGAAUGACUGUUGUACUUGCCACCCACUCAACACGUGUACUCCCUUUAGCCGAUCAUAUUAUUGUUCUUGAUGAGAAUGGCACGGUCAGCGAGAGCGGCCCUUAUUCCUCUCUUGUUACCGCGGGGGGAUAUGUUGAGCGUAUAGACAAGCAGAGAAUCCAUCAGCUUCAACAACAGGCUGAUGAAGAUGAAGACGAGAAAAACAAGGAACCGACUUUGUCUAGAAGCCCUAAACUUGGCCAACAAGACAAGUCGAGCCCUCCUACGAAAAAGCCACCAGCUGUGCCUGAUGCUCCACCCCAACCCGAUCUCACAGUCUACCAGUUCUAUCUCAAAACCAUUGGGAUCUGGCCAAUGAUGACCUUUCUGUUCCUGGCGAGCCUCUGGGCUUUUCUAUCUGUGUUUCCAGUGCAGUGGCUUAAAUGGUGGGCAGAGAGCAACAACAAGCAUCCUAACAAGGAUCUGGGGUUGUACCUGGGUGUUUACGCCGUAUUCCAGGUGGCAUGCCUCGGUUCGUCUGCUCUCAUGACUUGGCUUUCUUUUAGCUUCAUUGCUAGAAAGUCCGGGAUUCAGCUCCAUACAAUACUCUUAACAUCCACGUUAUCUGCUCCACUAAGCCUGUUUUCGAAGACCAAUAGCGGGCAAAUCCUCACCAGGUUCUCGCAAGACAUCCAAAUGGUAGAUAUGAAUUUGCCAUUGCAACUUCUGACCGUAUCCCAGAGUUUGUUCGUUUGUGUGGCGCAAGCUGCGUUAAUAGGUGCCAGCAUCGGAUGGGUAGCGAUAAGCUAUCCGGUGCUCAUAGCAGUGCUAUUUGUUGUUCAACGCUUCUAUCUCCGAACAGCUAAACAGAUGCGACUGCUUGAUCUCUCCGAAAAGGCACCUGUCUACGCGCAAUACUCGAACGUCUUGGCCGGCGGUCUGCUUACUAUCCGUGCUUUCGCGUGGCAGAGCAGGUUUCAAACGAGAAAUUACCAAUUGGUCGACCGUUCGCAGAAGCCUUGGUACUUGAUGCUUAUGAUCCAGCGUUGGUUGCUUCUUGUUCUUGAUUUCAUAACGGCCGCCCUUGCCAUUAUUAUCGUCGGUAUUGCGGUGAGGCUCAAGUCGACUAUCGGGCCUGGCGGUGUGGCUGUCACUCUUGUGCAAAUCAUUACAUUGUCCGGCUACAUCAACCAACUCAUAACAACUUAUACCUUACUGGAGACAACUCUCGGGGCUAUUUCGCGUAUCAACCAGUUUCAACAGACGUCUUCCUCUGGGUCAGGCGGUAAGCCUAAUGGUAAAGGAGAUCAACCACAUCCAAAUUGGCCGGAGACGGGGGAACUGAUACUAGAAGACGUGGAUGCCUCGUACGAUAAAUCGGGACCGCUGGCCAUUGACGGACUAUCUCUGAAGAUCCAGCCUGGAGAGAAGAUCGGUAUUUGCGGGAGAACUGGAAGCGGUAAAAGCUCUACUCUUCUCGCUUUGUUCCAGCUAUUAGAGCUUCGGUCCGGACGCAUCCUCCUCGACGGCCUUGACCUGUCAAGCUUAGACCCAGAGGCUGUCCGAGCAAGGCUCAAUGGGCUUAGCCAGGAGCCGUACUUCCUCACUGGAAGCAUUCGAUUGAACCUGGACCCAUACAAGAGUAUAGAGGGAGACGAACCUCUGAUUAAAGUGCUGCAGUCUGUGCGAUUAUGGGGUCUAGUCGAAGAAAAGGGAGGUCUCGACGUCGACCUCAAGAAGGACUCACUUAGCCAUGGACAGCAGCAGCUAUUCUGUCUGGCACGGGCAUUACUGCGCCCUGGUAAAUUAGUGAUCUUGGAUGAGGUGACUAGCAGCGUGGACCAGGAUACUGAUACGGUGAUGCAAAACAUCAUUGCCUCGGAGUUUGCCGACAGGACAGUUCUCAUUAUCGCGCAUCGAUUGCACACGAUCAUGCAUUGCGAUAAAGUGGCCGUCAUGUCUAACAGUAAGUGUGUUGAGUUUGAUAACCCUCUGGUGCUGCUGAAGGCGAAGGGUUCGUUGUUCAGCGAGUUGUUUGAGAGCUACCAUCAUAGGGGAGAAUAGCUAUUGCCAUUCAUUAUGUAUUU
Molecule: messenger RNA, 4448 nt
Organism: Talaromyces proteolyticus
Lineage: Eukaryota; Fungi; Ascomycota; Eurotiomycetes; Eurotiales; Trichocomaceae
Product: putative multidrug resistance protein
Exons: 5
Coding region: 1-4425 (1474 amino acids)
Biological process (GO): transmembrane transport
Cellular component (GO): membrane
Molecular function (GO): ATP hydrolysis activity; ABC-type transporter activity; ATP binding
Source: RefSeq, a predicted model, not a curated record